Molecule: messenger RNA, 1599 nt
Organism: Triticum dicoccoides
Lineage: Eukaryota; Viridiplantae; Streptophyta; Magnoliopsida; Poales; Poaceae
Product: polyadenylate-binding protein-interacting protein 11-like
Exons: 10
Coding region: 274-1233 (319 amino acids)
Molecular function (GO): RNA binding
Source: RefSeq, a predicted model, not a curated record
CCCGUAAAAGCAAAACCCACCCGCGACUAAUCGACGCCAUUAGCGAGGAGCACGAGCGCCAGGCACCGCAUCGCAUCGCAUCGCACGCGAACCUUCCCACCUCCCCCCCGAAGUGCGGACUACAGAGCCACCAGACAUGGCCUCCGCCUCGCCUCUGUAGAAUCCCACCAACCAGUCUUCCCUGUCCGCGCCCCCGCGAUUCGAGUUCGACCAGGGCUGGAGGCCUCGCCGUCGGCGUCUGGUGGUGCGUCGAGUGUCGAGGCGACCGCGCGGAUGGCGGCGGUGGCGGAGGGCGCGCCCGCGGCUUCCGCGCAGGCGGCGGCUUCCGCGGCGGCCAAGGAGGCGGAGUACCGCAAGGACGUGCAGAAGCUGGUGGACCUGCUCUCCAAGCUGAACCCGGCCGCCAAGGAGUUCGUCCCGUCCUCCGCGGCCGCCACGCCCAGGAAGGGCCUGUCGGCGGACGCGCCGGUGUUCUACUACGGCCCGAUCGGAGGCCGGAGCGCCGGGAUCGGCGGGUACCCCGGCAGCGCCGACGCCGGGUACAUUGGGUACCAGCAGCGCAUGCAGAGAAGGAAUUUUGUAGAUAAUGAGAGGAGGAAUGUAUACAUCAACCAUGGGAGGAGGAGGACAAAUGAGAGGGCGAGGCGUGCAGACAGGGAAGAGAGCAUCCGACGAACCGUUUAUGUCUCUGAACUCGACCAUACUGUGACAGAGGAAAGACUUGCUGAAACCUUUGCUAACUGCGGGCAAGUUGUCGAUUGCAGAAUCUGUGGUGAUCCACAUUCUGUUAUGAGGUUUGCAUUCAUUGAGUUUUCUGGUGAAGAGGGGGCUAGAGCUGCACUUAACCUUGGUGGCACAAUGCUUGGGUUCUACCCCGUUAGAGUCUUGCCUUCAAAGACAGCUAUCUUACCUGUGAAUCCAAAAUUUCUUCCAGCGACGGAGGAUGAGAAGGAAAUGGUCAUACGGACGGUUUAUUGUACAAAUAUAGAUAAGAAGGUUACUCAAUUAGAUGUAAAGAGUUUCUUUGAAGAACUUUGUGGUGAGGUCUCUCGUUUGAGACUUUUAGGCGACAAUGUACAUUCAACAAGGAUUGCUUUUGUUGAGUUUGUCAAUGCUGAGGGUGCCAUCCAGGCUCUGAACUGCAGUGGGAUGAUUUUGGGCACACUGCCAGUCAGGGUGAGCCCUUCCAAGACCCCGGUGAAGCCCCGUCUAAAUCGGGUGGUGUCAAACUGACUGCUUCGGCUACACACUGGAUUGUUGACGGGAAGGCUGCCUGACCAUCACCUAUAGCUUCCGCGAUCCAGUGAAACUAUGAUGUUUCUGCUUAGAUCCUUGCAACGGAAGAGCGUUUUCUUCCUUUAAUUAUCCCUUCUGAGAAACUGUUGGAAAGGGACUGGCUGAAUCAGACCCUUGAGAGUCUUGAGAGUCCCGCAUCUCGCAGACAAAUCUGUGAUGGAUGGAGCAACCAGUAGAAAAACCUGCCAUUCAGAGUAAUUUCUGUGGCUAAAACAUUGUUUCCUUGUUAUCUCAUUGGCUGUUAUUACCAUCAAAACGAAUGAUAUUUUAACGGCUUGACGUGCCGAUCGAUUGUCGCUGUUA